AGUGUCAAUUUGUCAUAUAUCGUGAAAUUCGUCGUUUGGUUUUGGUGAUGUGUUUCAAUCGACGAGUUGAAAAAUAAAUUAAGUUAAUUAAACUUUUAGUAUGUCGGUAUAUUAGCGUUAUUUUAAUCUCAGUCAAAAAUGAAUUUUAACGCUUCAAGGAACGUUGGUCAGGCAAGUGGCCCCCGUAAAGCAAAACGAGUGAGCGAUGUAUCCGUUAUGGGGGCUCCGAGUCCAGUUCAAGCAUUCACCCCUCCUGGGACCUUUGAACAAGGCUAUGCACCAGCAGGCCCUCCACCACCUUACCAACAAGGUAUCCAAUUGGAUCCCAAUCAGGAUUUCGGAUCUCCUGCCCCAGCGCCUGCACCUCCUGGAAAUUUUGGUUAUAUGCCUGGAUACCCACAGACCAUGCCGACACCAGCAAAUAUAGGCUCUAUGAUACAGCAGCCUAUUAUUCAGGACAUGGCGAUGCAGUAUGGCAACCAGCUGGCGGCGCAGGGGCGCGAGGCCGUGUCCCGCGAGCUGGGCCGCUUCGUGCCCGUGUCCCGGCUGCGGUACUACUUCGCGGUGGACACCAGAUACGUGCUGCGGAAGCUCAUCCUCAUCAUAUUCCCUUAUACUCACAAGGAAUGGAUGGUGAAGUACGACCAGGAGAGCCCCGUGCAGCCGCGGUAUGACGUCAACGCGCCCGACCUCUACAUUCCCUCCAUGGGAUACGUCACCUACGUGCUGCUCGCGGGUUUCAUGCUAGGCAUCCAACAUAGAUUUUCUCCGGAACAGAUUAGUAUACAGGCGUCGAGUGCUCUGGCCUACAUAAUAUUCGAAAUGGUGCUGUACUUGAUGACACUGUACAUCACCAACACCACGACGGCGCUUAAGACCCUGGACCUGCUCGCUUUCUCUGGCUACAAGUACACGACCAUGAUAGCGAGCUUGCUGGCUGCAUUGCUCUUAGGUAGUAUGGGAUACUACUGCAGUCUCGUGUACUGCAGCUUGGCUCUUUCAUUCUUUCUGGUGAAAACUCUGCGACUACAGCUACUAGCAGGGUCUCAAGGGCCCGAGCAGCCAGCAUACGGAGGUUAUCCAAGUAAUUAUGGAAAUCCAAACCCUUACACCGAUAACUGGGCGAAGCCGUCCAGCAGUGGGACUAAAAGACGAGUGUACUUCCUUCUGUUUGUUGCGAUAACCCAGCCGUUAUUAUCCUGGUGGUUAACAUAUCACCUCGUGCCUUCAGCACCUUCAAUACCACCAGCUCGAUAGCGGAACAAAAUAACCCAUGAACAUGCGAUGGGUUGACCUUUUCAAGUGUCUGGAUUCAAUUUUAGUGCAGUGUGAUAUUGUUGUGUCAAUAGCUAGUAUUUUAAUGAAAUAUGAAGAUUUUGGACCUAUAUUGUCAUUUUACCUUUUUUACUUGAAUAAUAAGAUUAUAAUCGCUUUUUGUUUCCUUGUAGUUUCAAUUAGUAUUGUAAUUGUUGUUGCACAGAUAUUUAGGAGUUUGGGAAAUAAUGCUUCGGUAUAAACGGUACUUAAAAUAUAGUUAGUCAAGCAUUUAUCAACAACAGAACAUAUUUUUAUACAUAUGCUAAAAUAGACAAUUAGUAUGAAUCAUACUUCAAAUACUAGAAGAAAUUUAUGCGAUAAUACACUUUUUGGUCUGACAUAUUAAAAUAAACUAAAAAUGAAUAAAGGCACUUCGAAAUAAAUUAAAAAUAUAUAUAUUGCAGAUAAAAUAUUAAUAAAGUAUAUUUUAUCUGUGACGUUAUGUGAUAGAAAUGCAAUUAACUCGAAGCUGUAAGAAUUAGGCGGGAAUGAUUAAUUUCUAUUAAAAACUUAAUUGUACUUUAUACUCGAUUUUUUGGUACUUAGAUUCAAAUUUCAACUACAUUAAUACCGUGUAAUAAUUAUGUAAAUAAUAAAGAAAUAUUAAAAAUGUC
Molecule: messenger RNA, 1931 nt
Organism: Vanessa atalanta (red admiral)
Lineage: Eukaryota; Metazoa; Arthropoda; Insecta; Lepidoptera; Nymphalidae
Gene: Yif1
Product: protein YIF1B
Exons: 7
Coding region: 139-1257 (372 amino acids)
Biological process (GO): endoplasmic reticulum to Golgi vesicle-mediated transport
Cellular component (GO): endoplasmic reticulum-Golgi intermediate compartment; endoplasmic reticulum membrane; Golgi membrane
Source: RefSeq, a predicted model, not a curated record